GCCGAGGUGCUAGACAUGGACACCAACGCCGGCUCCUUCGUCGCCGUCCGACGGCUCGCCGGCUCCGACCGCGCCGCCGGCGCCGUCGCGUUCCACCACUCCUCCUCGGCGGAGGUCGUGACGGGGUCGACGGCGUGGAUCGGCAGGGGGCUCUCCUGCGUAUGCGUGCAGAGCAGGGACAGCGACGCCCGCCUCUCCUUCGAUUUGACGCCUCUUCAGGAAGAGUGCCUACUGAGAUUGCAGAACCGGAUAGAAGUCCAGUAUGACGGUUCUAACAGAGAGCAUCAGGAAGAACUGAAGGCCCUUUGGUAUGCCUCCUUUCCUGGAACUGAGCUUCGGGGCCUAAUAUCAGAACAAUGGAAAGAGAUGGGCUGGCAAGGGAAAGACCCAUCUACAGAUUUUAGAGGUGGAGGCUUCAUCUCCUUGGAGAAUCUAUUAUUCUUCGCCAGAAACUAUUCGAAAUCUUUUCAGGAGCUUCUUCGGAAGCAGAAUGGUGACCGUGCAAUUUGGGAGUAUCCAUUUGCUGUAGCUGGUGUAAAUAUAACAUUCAUGCUCAUUCAGAUGCUUGAUCUACAAGCAGUUAAACCAAGAUCCUUGUUUGGAGCUGUUUUCCUGAAACUACUUUCAGAAAAUGAUCGAGCUUUUGAUAUCCUUUACUGCAUAACCUUCAAGCUGAUGGACCAGCAUUGGCUUGACAUGCACGCCACUUACAUGGACUUCAAUACGGUCAUGAAAUCUACACGACGACAUCUAGAAAGGGAGUUGUUGCUUGAAGACAUUCAGCGGAUUGAGGAUAUGCCAUCAUACAAGCUUCUAGCCCGCUAGCUAGUAACUGAACCCUUAACAUGGCUUACACGUUGCAAGGCUUGAACUGCUAAACGAUGGAGAAUUCCAAUACGUAGAUGCACAUGUAUCAUCGUGUUUUAGGUACUCUCACAACCUGAGCUCUCAUAUUUACAUAGUAGGGGUUUUCUUGGUCAGCAUACCACGUAGGGUAACUCCUGUGUCCGACCAACUGCCAGGAGGCAGAGUAUUUGUAGGGCGUGGGUGUGUGUUCUGCUGAAGUUCGGUUAUUGCUCAGUCAUACCACGAAAUGAGGUGCUUCCUCCUGGUCUUUGUCUCUGUCUUUGUAAACUUUAUGCUCUUGUGAAAGCUAAUCUGGGCUGUAGCGGUUUGCAUACAUGGGCCGGGUUGAUUGAU
This is a messenger RNA of Lolium rigidum, 1200 nucleotides long. Its product is annotated as ELMO domain-containing protein A-like. The transcript is spliced from 9 exons. Lineage: Eukaryota; Viridiplantae; Streptophyta; Magnoliopsida; Poales; Poaceae. The coding region runs from base 16 to 825 and encodes 269 amino acids. The record is from RefSeq and is a predicted model, not a curated record.